ACUCGGCCUAUCGGUUGUCGCCUUCACGCCACAAUAGCUACCACUGAUGGAAUAUCUCCUAUUGAGGCUGGUUUUGAUGUUCUUCGCCUAUGGGAUGCUCGGAAGGCUGGAUCACCCGACCAGCUAGUUGGCAGAUCUGCCGAAGGCUCUGCUAUCCUAAGAUGCCUUGUACCGCCGCCUAAAUCUUGUUCCAAUGGCCUAAGCAAGACCUAUUCUGAUGAAAAAUCCACUCAUGUAACUUCUUCCACCACUACUAAACCGUGUUCAAGUGCUUAUGAAUCACUUUACUUCACGGAGCCAUUCUACGAAGUUAAGUUAGAGGUUCCACAAACAUACUCCCUCAUUUUUGCUGGCUACUACUAA
This is a messenger RNA of Protopolystoma xenopodis, 363 nucleotides long. The record is from the annotation of a GenBank genome assembly. NCBI's taxonomy places the organism in Eukaryota, Metazoa, Platyhelminthes, Monogenea, Polystomatidea, Polystomatidae.